AUGUUGUUAUUGUUGAGUGUUAGCUUGACAACGCAAUUAUGUAGUCUCGUGAUUAAACCAGUGAAUAAUAGAUGGAAUAAAAGAAUAAUAGACGUAAAAGAAUGUUUGCAAUAUCAAUUAUUAACACCAUUCCAAACACUCGUUUGGGAAUUGAAAAAUACUGUAAUGAAAAGUUAUUGGAAUAAAGAAGUUGGAAAAACUCAUUAUUUAGUACCAUAUUUACCAAUCGGUAUGGAUCCCCUAAAAACAACUUUCGGAAAAAAAUUUAAAUCUGAGGCAACAAUGGCGGAUUUAAUUAAUCCUCCCAAAAUUGACAGAAAACCAAUAAUGCGCACAGAUGUUAAUUUCUGUAGAUUUAAAGAAAUAAGUCAAGAAGAUGAAGGAACACAAAUUACUAGAAAUUAUAAUUGUCACUUUAACAAAUAUACAUAUUUCGGAAAAAAGAAUAAUGCUGAUGUAGAAGGAUCUCGAAUUAAAAAGAUUAUACAAGGCAAAGAUUAUAAUGCUACUACGUUAGUCAAUUAUAUUCAAGCAGAUUUCUUAAAAGACACACAACUUCUUCUUGGACAAAUAAAAAAUCCGACAAAAAAAUGUUUAUCUCCAUCAACUAUAUAUGGUAAACCCUCGGCAAAGCAAAUAGAUUCAGUAGCUGAUGCACUACAAGAAUCACCUAUAGACAAAACGUUACUCUUUAAAUGGAAAUAUUUACAAUAUCUGCGUAGCUUACGUAAUAAUCUUAAAAAACGUAUUCCAUAUAUCGAUUACUUCGAUAUUUAUGAAAAUUUGACUUCUUUGGACAAGGAACAUACUGGUAUCCUAACAGAAGAAGAUGUAUUUACAAUUUUAGGGAACUAUAAUAUCCAUCCCGAAAGACAACUAUUUAAAGCAUUGUUAGAUCUUUUAGGAUUACGACAAAAUGGAAAACUUUUUUAUAAUGAUGUAGUGGAUCUUCUAAAUUGGAAAUGUCCAUUUCCCACAUUACCGAUAACAAAAAAAAGUAAAGAAGAUAUAUCAUCUCUACAUGAAAAUGAAAAUAAAUCUUACAUAACUCCAUCAAAAUAUCAUUUUUGUAAUGAAAAAUCGUAUGCAAAGAUUGAUAAUGCUUAUGCUUUAAUUUUUCCCAAUAUUUUUACAAAAUAUGGCUUGGAUCAUAUAGAUUUUUUCAAGCUUCGAAGUAAACAUGAAAUACGAAGUAUAUUUGAAAAUAUUGGAAUUAUAUUUCCUGAUAACACUUUUGAUAUACUCUGGGAGAAAGCAAUUCAAAAAGACGGUACUGAGGGUGUAUGUGUUGAUACAUUUAAUUCUUUGUUAGAUGUAUCUACAGAUUAAACUCAUAAAAAUAUAAAAUAUCAAAUAUAUUAAUAAUAACAAUAAAUAAAAUACUUGUAGAAAAUAAAAUUACAAAA
Vespa mandarinia (Asian giant hornet) is the source of this 1406-nucleotide messenger RNA. Its product is annotated as EF-hand domain-containing family member B. The record is from RefSeq and is a predicted model, not a curated record. NCBI's taxonomy places the organism in Eukaryota, Metazoa, Arthropoda, Insecta, Hymenoptera, Vespidae.